CGUCAGAAACGCAAAAUUCACACAAACUCGAAAGUUCAUCACGUUAGAGAUUUCAGCGUAGUAAGAGCAAAAGCAACGCGAGACCUCCAAGACAUUUAUUACUGGAAGUUACAUCGUGCCUAUAGCAAUAGAGAGAAGUGUAAACAAGCUCAACACAAGCAGACAACAUGGAGGAACUAAUUUGGAUCAUUAUAGUCAGCGUCGCUGGAGGAAUCAUUUUACUUGCGCUUAUGGCGUUUAUUAUCUAUAAAUGCUGCUGUAAAAGUCGAAGGAGAAAUAACGAUGGAAACGCCAAUGGGCAAAACGGCCAUACCUGGCAAGCCCACGACAAGGAUGUUGAACUUGCAGACGAAGAGGAACCACGAGAGAAAUUGAAAAAAGAUGGAUUGUGUGAAGAAACAGAAGCCGGCUGGACAUUUCCACGAAGAGCAAAGGCUGAAGACCAAAAUCCCGAGCCCAAAACAGAAGACGGACUUCGUGAAGAUACAGAGAUGGGGUUCGCCUACCCCAGAAGAGGUAGAACAGAAAACGAACUCCUAUUACCAACGGAUACAAAUAAUCUGUCUGCAUCUGAGACUGCCCUUAAAUCUGUAGUACCAAUUGGAUUUAUGCCGAUUACAUCUUCUGGAGGCAAAGAAGGAAGAAAUGAGAGAACUAAAACCGACGUCCAAGACCACCGCGCUGAACAUGAAAACUCAAAGGAAAAAGUAAAGGACAAAGAGAGCUCUUCUGAUUCGACUUCUGAUUCAGACAACGAUGAAGAACAUCAAAAUGGAGCCCAACACUUAAUAAAAACCCCAGACAAGAAAGGAAGGAGAGGUAAUCGUAAAAGGUCAUUUGUACAGAAAAAAAGAUCCAAUUCUCUCCAUUACUCGCUGGAAGAAAUCCCCGAAUACAGCAAGCCAAUCAAAAGAUCUGUCUCUAACCCCAGUAUUGCAGCAAGGGAGAGAAUGGUACAGAAAGACAAACGCUUUGAGAGCUUUGAGACGUGGAGAUCAACGAUUCCGAUCCCAGAACCGGAUCAUCAAAAUGAUUUUGCAAGCAAACGCUCAAAUGAAGAAGACGACCAAGACAAUGCUCCUCCAUCGUACGCAACGAGUGACUCUGGGGUAGAGUGCCUUGAUGCUCUCUCGGGACAUGACGAUGAGAGUAUAAAUCAAAGCGACAGUGUCCCCGAAUCACCAGGAAUCCCAUCGCAGCUAAAAGAUGAGACCUCUUUCUCAUCUUUCAAAGAAACGACAAGCUACAGAGAGAGGACGGAAAUGAGAUACCAAGAAUCUAAACCAAUUAUGCAUACCACCGAUCAAGGCAUGAAUGGUUUCCAAAGUAACGCCCUAGUUAUGACGACAAAGGAUCACACCGCAUUAAUUGAUGUAAAUGCAGUGAAAGAUUCAUCAUUUCCAUUUGCUACGACGAAUCAACAAGGUAUCUUCUUUCAAAGCACUCCAACGGAGGACAAAUCUAAGGACAUUGCCUUGCCGUACAGUGAUCCAAAACUGGCUUUGAAAAGCGUAACUAGUCCAGUUUCGAAUAGCAUGAGUAGUUCAAGACAAAAGACGAACGAAAAAAUUCAGACAAAAGAAGAGCAAAUGGACUUCAGAAGUGUCAAACUCAGGCCAACUUCCACAAACUACGAGCAGAGCACCAAUACGUUCACUAUUUUGGGCUCAAACCAUGGAUACACAGCUGCAACGCCUUCUUCUGAGAACAAAAAAGAGCACCCUACAUCUCUCGAGCAACAAAGGCCGAAGAAUCAAGAUAUAGCGUCUCCUUGGCACUCAGGUCAAUCAAUGAUCAUCAACACAACAGACGGACCUAAGGAUCAUUACGUUCUUGGUUUCUCCAAAAACCAAGCCAAUGAUGCAGAAAGGAAUGUGAUACAGAUAAGUAAUCCAGAAACAGAAAAUCGGACAGAUUUUCACAGAGUUCAUCUCAGACAGACACCACAAAGCCUGAAGCAACAUAUUGCAUUUCGGGAAGAAAUGGAGCAACGUGAAUCGACAGAUACCCAAACACGCGAAGAUAAUUCAAACAGCGACGAGACAGAGAAAGAGAGCGAAACAGUUAUAGGAGUUCAUGAUGGGAUUAAACGAUUCCAGUCCCAAGCAGCACAGGUUCCAAAGCCGGUGUAUGGUUCGCAUUACAUAUCGAAAAAAGAUCCCAAUCAAAAACCUGUGAAUAUUGUCUCUAAAGAACCCGUACCCAAGAUGAAACCUGUCGACAAACCUAUCAGCAUCGUAGCACCCGAGCCACCUACAAUGGACAGAGAACAACACAAAACGUUUAUCAUAUCCUCGAGCAACACAGAUGCCGUCAAAGCUAAUCAAAAAGAAAACAUCCCCAUAACUAUUUCCAAGAAUGAGAGGACAAGACCUAUGAGCAUGAAUGAAUCUGUGGUUUCUGAAGACAGACGUCACAUCCGGUAUUCAACAGGAAACUUCAAUCAAAGUCAUGUCACUCUAGGAUUCAAAGAUUUACCGCCGAAAUCAAUGAUGGUUAUUCGAGGAUUAGACGAAGAGGAAAAGAAAAACACAACAUCGGGCAAGCAAGAUUCACAAGAGAAACCCGUGGCUGUUGUUCCCCCACAAAGUCCAAAGUCAAGAACAGAAACCCCAGAGGAUAGAGCCGCAUUUGAAGAAGAGAGAAAGAAGAAUUGGAAGCGGGAGCAGAUCGAGCAGAAACUAACGACUGCUCACCUCAGGAGUCAGGCACAGAAUCAACAGUUAAUGCAAGCAUCUGGGCUGGCCUACCGGCAAUGCAUGCCUGAGUUAUUCAGUAAGAUCAAGCAAAUUGGUGAAGAGAAGGACGAGGUACCCGUCGAAUAAUGCAAUGAAAACUGUUACUCACAGAAGAGAUGUCGUAUGAGUUGGAAACGUCCCGAACCAUGAUUUCCAAUCAAUCUAAUUUCAAUCGAAAGUGAGUGAGAAUAUGGACCAAAAAAACACAGUACAUAGGGCUUUUUCGAGAAUGCCAAACAAGGUGCAUUGUGGAAUAGCUUGGGAACAAAAAAAAAACGUUUGUACCCAAGAUUGAACCUUCUUUGGCGAACUCAUAAAAGUUCUAUAAGAUUGCAGUGUUAAGUUUGACUACGAUGGUGUUUGAGAUUUCCAUGAUUGACCCAGACUAUUCCAUAUUCAUGGAACGGAGGAGCAGAACAAAAAUAUCCGCAACCGGCAAAACCAAAAGUACUAGAAUUUACAGUAAUACAAACAGAAACACUGACUCGACGAGUAAAUACAUCAACUACCACAUCUUCAACGACAACAUGAUUCUCGAUCGAAAACAAAAACAAACUCUAAGACAAUUAUAGAUGGAUGAUACGACGACUUUUUGAAAUAGGUCAUUGCUAAAGGAUAUUUCGGAAAGUCUUCGGAGGCGACUAGUAAUAUUUGCAUCCAGGAAAACAUAAGGAUUCUGCCUCGUGUUCAUUACAAAGCUCAAGGCACAAGAAACGUUCACUUUCUAUAUAUACUUCAUAGGACUAUUACCAUGACGGUAAUUAAUGAUUAAUAUAAUCUAUAUUAGAUAUGUUAAAAAUGAAGAGAAGUAAGCCAUGUUGUGGAGCUAAACAAUACAAAUUUUCUCUUGUCAUGGGAAAACUUGCUUUGCUGUUGCCCUCCAACAUGGCGUCGUGAUACGUCACUUCAGAACUCUUAAUAGGGACUUUAAGAUUUGUAAAAUCUGCGACGGCGACGUCAACCGGAAGUGUAAGUUACUUCGCUUUGGGGUUUGGCGUCUUCAGAGUCUAUCUUCCCUGAGGAUGAGUUGACUUUACUGACAAUGUUUUGAAUGAAAUCUCCAAUGAACAGAACCCCAAAGAGAAAUUAUUUACACUUCCGGUUGACGCCGUCGUAGAUUUUGCAAAGUCCCUAAUAGCUUGUCAUAGUGUUUUCUCAUUUCAGAAUAUCAUUCUCUUGAGUAUUAAUCUUUAUUUUCGACGAGAUCAAACUCAAACCAAGAAUACUGUAAUAGAAAUGGGCAAAACGCUUUUUCUGUUUUUUUUUUUGUUUCAAUUCUCAUUGUUAAUUGUAUUAACAAUUUCGGAAUAAGGCAAGUGUUUACUAAAAUUUGCGAUGUAAAAUAGUUGAUCCAUUAUAUUAAUUGAUUGUGUUUUCUUACGCCUAAACAAAAAAUAUAUCUAAAAAAAACAAAAUUUUUCUCGUUAAGAAUAUACCGUGACUAACUCGAGUAGAUUUUUAAUUUUGGUUAUUAGGGGUGGGGUGGGUUAAGUUGGUUUAAGUCAGUUUUAGAUAUUAGAAAGUGGCGAGAUUAGUAGCGAGGUUAGUUUUAGUAAAGGCCGGGAGGGUUUAGUUGUAAUACACAAUAUGACUAUGGAAUGCCUUAACAGAUGUAUACACAGAUCUGGAAAUUUACGAAGCUUUUUUUCUAUUUCGAUAUUAUUACAAAAUGUUCCAGUUUCCAGUUAGAAAAGAAGAUUAACCCUUUAUGGAGAGGUCAGCCAUGUUGGAUGACAACCCAUUGGGUUAGCUGCUAUCCAACAUGGCGUCCAUCAUGAUUUUUAAAACCACCUCUGGAUAUAGAGAAAUAGUUCCUUAUUUUCUUCUAAGAAAAAAAAUCCUCUCUUUUUCUGAUCACUCGUACCUUAAUUAUAAUAUAACUGAAAACCACUUUGCCUCUCCACGCACAAACCCCCAACCCCCCUCCCCCAAUCCCUACCACACCUGCAAUGUACAUAAAGUAUUCCUCAAAAUAUUAGAAAAAUUGAAAACAAAAAAUGUAAAUUCCGAAGACUAGAACUAUAUUUAUUUCAUAUCCUAGUUGGCAGGCUUGACAAAAGCAAAUAAAAUAUUUUUGUUUA
Molecule: messenger RNA, 4819 nt
Organism: Actinia tenebrosa (Australian red waratah sea anemone)
Lineage: Eukaryota; Metazoa; Cnidaria; Anthozoa; Actiniaria; Actiniidae
Source: RefSeq, a predicted model, not a curated record